Molecule: messenger RNA, 2203 nt
Organism: Galendromus occidentalis (western predatory mite)
Lineage: Eukaryota; Metazoa; Arthropoda; Arachnida; Mesostigmata; Phytoseiidae
Product: anaphase-promoting complex subunit 5
Exons: 2
Coding region: 1-2130 (709 amino acids)
Biological process (GO): anaphase-promoting complex-dependent catabolic process; positive regulation of mitotic metaphase/anaphase transition; protein K11-linked ubiquitination
Cellular component (GO): anaphase-promoting complex
Molecular function (GO): protein binding
Source: RefSeq, a predicted model, not a curated record
AUGGAGAACGCAUUCAUCCUCAGCGACGUUUUUCGUCAGGAUUUCACCCUGACUGCUCAGAGUUUCACGAUUGGGCUAAUUUUUCUCGAAUACUCCAGAAUAAGGAGCCUCAGGUAUCCAGUGCCAGGUUUCACCGGCAAUCGACACAGGGAGACAACAUUCUUGUUCCUUAAACUCGUCAGUAUGACCGAAAUACCUCAUGAGGAUCUGAUGUCGAUCGUACGCAGAGUUAUGGAACCCGUGGUGGCGCAUCGGAUCGCUUACGAGGUGCGCGCGUUACGCGCGAACCCUACGAAUCAGGUCAUGAACAUUGCUCAACGAAUGGACGACUUCCUUCAAAAUCCAGAGACCAAUCAGACCACCACAUUCAAUCGGAGAUCGCUGGUAGGCCGAUUCAUGCGGAAGGUAGUGUUAUCGCUGAAGGCUGCGGACUUCGGUCUGACGGUGAGGUUCGCUCAGUAUCUGAUUGAGAACUUCGACGAGACCUCCAGAGGUGAGUCGUCCGACGAGGGCCCGGCUCGGGGACUGCCCACCACGUUCCACGAUAUAUCGUUCGCCACGAACUUCCCCGAGGAAGCGAACAGGAGCGGCUCGAAGUGCUGGGGAAGGAAACGAGCUCGGGCCUACCUGAACGCGCAAGCGAUCAAUCUCAGAGACAACCCCGGCACGAUGGUCAGCCCAAAGCAGCUCGACGAUGAUCUGCAGGCGAUUCUCGCGGACGAUCCGGAGCUCACGGAUGCGUACUAUCUGGCCUCCCUGAAUCAGAUGCUCUGCGGCGAGUACAACGGUGCGCUAGAGAGUUGCCACAACUUCUUCCUGUCCACCAAAAAAUAUUCUGCUUUCAAAUUCAGAUACGCCCUCCUCAAUAUUGGCAUCAUCCAGCGCAAGUUCAAUCACAUCAGGGAGGCGGAACUGGCUCUGAAAGAAUGCAUUAGUCUAUGCCAACAAGUCGGUGACACGCAGACUCUGGCCGAGGCCACCAAUUGGCUUAAGUGCACAAACGACGAGAGCUCAUUCCAAGAUGCGUAUUCGAGGAGUCAUAAACCCCCUGGAGAGUUCAUGAUGUAUUCCAGCAAGUAUUCGAAUAAGUUAGAGCGCUUUCCCGUGUCUGCAGACUCUCCUAGGCUGAGCGUCGAGCGGCUCGAUCAAAGGAGAGCGACCACGAGCUCAGGUCCGUGCAGCAUGAUCGCUCACAACUUCGAGGAACUCCUUCUCUGGAUAGGAUACGGAUUCCACGAGAACGCAAAACUUCAUGGAGAAAUGAUCCUGUACAUCUCCCGAGGGAGAUUCGCGCACCAGCUGAAGGAUUGGGUCGUUCUGAGUGAGAGCACUCUGUUCCCUCUAAUUUUCUUCGCCAGACAUGCGAUGGCUGACUACGACUGUCUGAGAGCCAGGAAGUUCAUAGAGAUCGCCACAUACGUAGUUCCUGAGCAUGGCGAGCUCAGAGACAUGGUCGACCUAGGACUGCUUUGUCUCAAAUGUGAAGAAGCGCUACGCUUGGAGCGCUACGAGUCAUGCAAAGAAUUCGUGGGCUCGAUGGGUAUAAUUUCACAAUCGCAAGCGCAAUUGUACAACGCUCGGAUGUGUUUCCAGAAGGGUAGCUACCAGCAAGCUCUGAGAAUUAUAGAACACUCUGAUCCCGAAGCGGACGACGACAUGCUGCGCUUGACGAAGGGCUUGCUGAAAGCUCGAGUUCUAGCUGAAGUCGGAUCCGAUCAGGUCAAUCAAUGCAUUCUCGGAUGCCUAGCGGAGUGCGAGCGGUUCCAACUCAAAUACCUUGGUGCGAUGCUCAGAUUGGAGGUGGCGAAAUAUCAUAAACGUGUCGGAUCGCCCCACGGAAUUAUAGAAUCGAUCAUGCGGGCCGUCGCUCCGCUCAUAAUGUCGCAUGGAACGGCGGAAGACAAGCUACACUUCAGGAAGAUCGAGGCCGAGGUCGCGGAAGAUCCCAGAGAAUCCGUCGAGCUCAUGGCUGCUUGUUACGAAGAAUGGAAACACAGAGAUGACGUUUACAACCAACGGCUUGCUCUGGACUACCUCGCACGGAAAUGCCACGAGUUGGGUGACAUCAGCAAGCGGAAUAUUUUCUCCUCGUUGUUUAGGAACUUAGUGACUACGGAAGGUUUACAUUGAAUUCUGACCCUGGGAAUGGCGAGACGCAUCGAAGAUUUUGAGCUUGGCGAAGAACUCCGAAAUAGUGGUGGAA